CUCGUCAAUACAUACUGCGGACAGAUUUACCAUAAUAAAAUUUCUACCUUCCUAAACAACUUGAACUAAUUGCAAGUCAAUGGCGACACAGUCCAGGCUCAGAACUCCUUACUUGGACCUUCCUACUCCCUACCUUGAAGAUUAUAUUGGUAGAGAAACUUCUGAUGAACAGUGCUAGUCAUGGACUCAGGUAUGAAUAUUAAAUAAUGCUACAAUUUAAGUGUGAAUGUUAUUCAGAAUACGUCAAACACCAUCUUUUGUAAGUAACCGGUCCUGGCUUUGACUUCGUCAUUCCAAGCAGCUCCCGCCAGCUCAGAAGGAGACCUGCAGUGAAACCUCACGAAUUUUCUCAUUCGCCACCAAACUUCAACAUGAAGAAAAGUAAAGAUAUUCAAGGUGUCAAACUAUACACCGAAAAGUCUCGUAUUCACAAAAUCAAAUCAAAAUCACCCAAGUAGCUAUAGGGAGGUAUUGAGUGAAUUCUUACAGAUUAGAGUUUAGCUUCAGCCUCACGUUAGCCGUGCCAAGCGAAGGCCUGCCUGCCUUGUUUCCCGUAUCAACGCUGGCAACGCUUCCCUUUUGGUAGACUCCAGUACCCGCUCCCCACCACAGUCCUCCUCCUCUUCCAUCCCUCAACAUAUAUUUUCUUACCACAUGCACCUGCGCAAGAGAAGAAAACACCUUGAAUCCUCGGCGAACAGUUGAUCGUCCACCAUGUCAAAUCACUCCAUAAUUCGAAUUACAAGAGAGUUGUCGGACCUCCAGAAGUCCUCUGAUUUGUCUCUGGCCGUCGCAUGCCGAGACGUCGAUGUACGCAACGUGAAGGCGAUCAUAAUCGGUCCUCCAGAAACACCUUAUGAAUUUGGUUUCUUUGAGUUCGCGGUCAAGUUUGGUAGAGACUACCCAGGGAAGGCACCAUCCGUGAUUGCAACGACUACAAACGGAGGCAGAUGCCGGUUCAACCCAAACAUAUAUGCUGGAGGAAAGGUGUGCUUGUCGAUUCUUGGCACAUGGCGAGGCGAGCGAGGAGAAGAAUGGUCAUCCGCACAGGGACUGGAGUCAAUUUUAAUCUCGAUUCAAAGUCUGAUGUCGUCGAAUCCCUACGAGAACGAGCCAGGGUUUGAAACUGCCAAUGAGGAGGGUGACAAGAAGAAUCAGAAGGACUAUGUCAACAAGAUCCGCCAUGAGUCCCUCCGAAUUUCUGUCAUCCAGCGGCUCGAGGAGUAUCUAGGUAUAUCACCAUCAGGAGCCGUCCAAGAGCAGGCCAUGGUCGGUGGAGACGAUAGUGAUACCGAAGCUGAUAUCGACCGAGACUUCGAUGAAGCUUCCGCAAACUUUGAUCCAUUCAAGGAUCUUUGCAAACGCCGGUUUCUUUGGUAUUAUGAGUCGUACCUACUAGCAAUCAGCAAGGCCAAGGCCGAUGUUACUGAUGGACAGCCAUUCGCCCGGAUGCCCUUUGAAUGUGCAGGAAAUGGCAUGGAAGGAAAGUUCAACUAUACCGAGCUUGAACGACGCUUACGGCUGAUUCGCAAGACAAUGGAUGCCGAGACCGACAGAUGGGCUGAGGAAGGCUUAGUAUCGAAGAAGAAGGAAAGCAGUGUAUCCUCCAAUCUUCAACGGCAAUACGAGCAGGUCGUCGAGGCGUACAAACGAGAUAAGAAUGUCACUCUAGAUAUCGAAUUAGUUGACAAAAAUCCCUUUGUUUGGUCGAUUACCUAUUUUGGACGUCCAAUGACCAACCUCGAUGGUGGUCUCUUCCGGAUCAAGCUUUUCUUCAGCCCACGCUUCCCUGAGGAACAGCCAAGAGCAAAAUUCGAGACUCAACUUUUCCAUCACCGCAUUGCAUCCGACGGUACUCCGUGCUACACUUCGAGACGAGCCGAGGAUGUGAAAUCACAUAUUGAAGCUAUCAUUGAGGCUCUGGAGGAAGAAUCGCCACCGUACGAUCCCAGAACGAUGGUCAACCCUGAGGCUGCUAAGCUAUACUGGGGGUCUGAGGAUGACAAGAAGACGUAUAAUCGCAAGCUUCGGAGAGCUGUUCAGCGAAGCAUGGAGGAAUGAACGGGAAGCAUGAAGCAAUGGACCGAUAAAACGAGUUACCCAGCAUACGAGCGACUCCGAAUUCCCACGCGAGUAUGUCCUUGUCAUUUAGCGUCGUACAUUGAACACAAGCGAGCCCUUUCGUCUCGCGUAGACAGCGAGACCCAUGACUCUAUGACAUCGACUUAUUUCCUUUGUAUUCUGUCCUCUCUGGCUGCUUGCAAUGACUGGAGUUACUGGAUUAGGUUUGGUUGCUGGAUCGGUUCUUGCCUGGCCAUUGCAAUUUGAAUCAUGACAUGGAUGGAUGGGACGGCUGGGAAGGAUAGGACUAGGUUGGGGCGUUUAGCGAAUUGCUGGUACUGGCGCAUCUGGGAAGCUCUUUAGCAACUUG
Messenger RNA from Cadophora gregata, 2431 nucleotides. RefSeq lists its product as uncharacterized. The transcript is spliced from 9 exons. The record is from RefSeq and is a predicted model, not a curated record. Lineage: Eukaryota; Fungi; Ascomycota; Leotiomycetes; Helotiales; Ploettnerulaceae. Bases 715 to 2061 code for a protein of 448 amino acids.